Messenger RNA from Annulohypoxylon maeteangense, 1632 nucleotides. RefSeq names its product Clavaminate synthase-like protein. The transcript is spliced from 6 exons. NCBI's taxonomy places the organism in Eukaryota, Fungi, Ascomycota, Sordariomycetes, Xylariales, Hypoxylaceae. Gene Ontology annotation, molecular function: dioxygenase activity. The coding region runs from base 266 to 1318 and encodes 350 amino acids. The record is from RefSeq and is a predicted model, not a curated record.
UAAAUGAAGUAUGCGAUCGCUGAUUCCGGAAAUAACCUUAGAUGUGAUAAUGCUACAGCAUUAAACCUGGAGCUAGAGGACCGGCGUCGUGACGACCCCGCAUCGCUUGAUAGGAAGGUUCCGGAGUAAACCAUAGGAGUGGAGGGCCAAAUAUGUGUGUAAGAAGGUAAUCAUCUCCAUCUUAGAUUCACAAUUCUCAAAUUGAAUCGAUUCCGAAAGUACCUACCUAAGUGCCAUUAGACAAUCCGCAUCAAGAACAUCCACAAUGUCUUUGGGAGAAGCAAUUCCAGUGGUGAACUUUGCCGUAUGGUCGAUGGGCUCAACUGAAGAUAAGAAACAUAUUGCUCAAGAGUUAACAGACGCAUGUCGCAAAGUUGGCUUUGUAUAUGUCGUCAACCAUGGAGUACCCAAUGAUUUGCUGGAGGAAGCUUUUGGUUGGUCCAAGAAGCUCUUCGAUCUACCUCGGGAGAAGAAGAUGCUAGCACCCCAUCCACCAGGCCCUAAUGUCCACCGUGGAUAUUCGUGGCCUGGUCUAGAAAAGGUAUCGCAAGAUAUCAUCAAAGAUGGCGACGAAUCUAAAGAGGCCGAGAACCGGAAAAUCUCAGAUGUCAAGGAGAGCUAUGAAAUUGGCAGUGAGGAAUCCAAAUUACAGCCGAACGUCUGGAUACCCGAAGACAUCCUCCCUGGCUUCCGUGAAUUUAUGGUGCCAUUCUACUGGAAGUGUUUCGGAAUAGGAAAAGAAUUGCUGCGUGCUUUAGCCAUCGGAAUUGGACUUGAAGACGAGGACUUCUUUCUUCGUUUUCAUAGCGGCGAAAAUAACCAAUUAAGGCUACUUCACUACCCGCCAGUGGAAUCAGAGAAGCUUUCCAGUAACGAAGUCGCUCGUAUGCCCGCUCAUUCUGAUUGGGGUACGAUCACAAUGUUAUUCCAAGACGACUGCGGAGGUUUGCAAGUUGAGCACCCGAAUGAGCGGAACCAUUUCGUUGAUGCGACGCCGAUGAAGAAUACCUUGGUUAUGAACGUGGGCGACUUAUUGAUGAGAUGGAGCAAUGAUUUCUUGAAAUCGACGCUCCAUCGCGUCACUCUUCCACCAGUUCAGAGCAAGCCUCAAGCUGAUGGAAAGCUUAUGACAAGACCAAGAUACUCGAUCCCAUACUUCGUUUCUCCAGACCCGGAAGCUAUUAUUGAAUGUUUAUCAGUAUGCAUAGAUGAGAAACACCCUGUCAAGUACGAGCCGGUUGUGCAGGAAGAGUAUAGGCGAAUGAGAGCCAGAGGACAGUAUGCGGAACCAACGACCACUCCAAUAACGGUCUCAUAGUGAACUCGUGGUUUCGGAUUGAUGAAUGUCAAGAGUCGUUUAAAUGAGGACACGCUACGCCAUCAAUUGGCAAGGGUUACAAAAGCUGCUGGUACAGAUUACGGAACUUCGGAUACCCCACCAGGUACUCAGAAAUCGACAGGGGUUAUCUAUAAGCGCCUGUUUUGGCGCUCAUGAGCGGGGCAUAGCGCGUAAUCAUACUCCCCACACCGUUUGUCGGGAUCAAUGGGGUUGGUUACAGCAAGUUACAACUCUCCAGCUUCAUUAAUGAUUGGACAAAUCUCAUCGACGCCGAGGAGCUGGUCAAGCUGUAU